Colletotrichum graminicola M1.001 is the source of this 192-nucleotide messenger RNA. RefSeq lists its product as uncharacterized. The transcript is spliced from 2 exons. The record is from RefSeq and is a predicted model, not a curated record. The coding region runs from base 1 to 192 and encodes 63 amino acids. NCBI's taxonomy places the organism in Eukaryota, Fungi, Ascomycota, Sordariomycetes, Glomerellales, Glomerellaceae.
AUGUUCAAAGCCUACAAGAAUCUUUCCCCAAAGACCCGCCUGAGCGUCGGCGUAGCGGUCCUGGCCUGGGGCGCGGCCGGCCUUUACCUCUCCGACCAGGCGGAGGAAAAAUACCAGCCGACCCCAGAGGAGAAAGCUAUCGUCGACAAGUAUGUGCCCAAGGUUACCGUUGUCGACAGGUCCAAAGAAUAG